Messenger RNA from Closterium sp. Naga37s-1, 2802 nucleotides. The record is from the annotation of a GenBank genome assembly. Lineage: Eukaryota; Viridiplantae; Streptophyta; Zygnematophyceae; Desmidiales; Closteriaceae.
AUGCAGCUGUGGAACGUAAAUUCCAAGAAGCUUCUGUACGAGUUCAAGGGGUGGGGUGUGGGGAUAACGGCGCUGGUGGGAUCACCUGCGUUGGACACAGUAGCAGUGGGGUGCAGCGAUGGCAAGGUGCAUGUGCAUAACAUAAGGCUGGAUAAACCAGUCGUGGAUUUCACACACGCUGCUGCUGGAGCUGUGACUUCCCUGGCCUUCAACUCAGACGGUCCGCCUCUUCUAGCAGUGGGAGGGAUGGGAGGGGCCAUCAGCGUGUGGGACCUCACAAACCGUCGCCUGCACUCCAUCAUUCCCGACGCCCACGACGGGCGUGUAGCCGCUCUCUCCUUCCUCGUCAACGAGCCUCUGCUGCUCUCUGCCGGUGCUGACAACAGCCUUAAGAUUUGGAUAUUUGAUUCGGUGGACGAUAACCCUCGUCUCUUGCGCUACCGCACAGGACACAGCUCGCCGCCCUGCUGCAUCAAGUACUACAGGAACGGACGUCACAUUCUCUCGGCUGGCCUCGACAGAAGCUUCCGCAUUUUCUCCACCGUCCAGGACCAACAAAGCCGGGAGUUAUCACAGGGCAACUUUGAGAAGAGGAUGAAGAAAAUGAUGAUGAAGGAGGAGAAGCUAAAGCUUUCCAAGGUCGUCUGCAUGGACGCUGCUGAGGUGCGGGAGAGGGACUGGGCGAACGUGGUGACCUGUCACGAGGGCAACCCAGCAGCAUUCGUGUGGGAGUUGAGGAACUUUGUGAUCGGCAAGCUGAAGCUGGUUCCGCCAGGAAUUGAACCCUCGCCCGCCACUGCGUGUGCUGCCAGCAUGUGCGGCAACUUCGCUCUGGUGGGGACCUCAGCGGGCCAUCUGCAUCUCUUCCACCUGCAGUCGGCACGGCACCGCGUUGCGUACCAGUCAGAGAAGAUGCAGUACAGCCCGGCGCAUGGCGGCAUGGUCACUGGCGCUGCUAUUGAUGCUCUCAACAGGCACAGCAUCAGCUGCGGCAGAGAUGGGCAUGUCAAGGUCUGGUAUCUCAAGUCGGGUCGGCUUCGGUUUGAUGUGAAUGUCGGCUCUCCAAUAGUGAAGAUGAAGUUCCAUCACGGCAACAACCUAGCAGCGAUCGCCUGUGAGAAUUUCACGACCUACAUCUUCGACGCCGAGGCUGGCCGGCUGGUUCGGCGGUUCCCGGGCCACGAGGAUCGGAUCACCGCCGUCGAGCUGAGCCCCGACGGCCGGUGGCUGCUGACGUCAGCCAUGGAUCUGACCGUGCGCACGUGGCACGUCGUGAGUGGCCGGCCGCUGGACGCCUUCCAGGUGCCGACAGCUGUGGUGGGGCUGUCCAUGUCACCCAUUUCGGACCUUCUUGCCACCAUUCACCUCAACCGCCGGGGAAUCUACCUCUGGGCGAACAAGGCCAUGUACUCUGGGAUAGAUGACUCCGACCUACUCCCGGCUCCCCUCUCCCUCCCUGCCGCCACCGCAACUGACGGCUCCGGGACCAAUAGCAGCGUGCCAGCUGUCCAGAUGCCAAUUCUGAUUGGUCCAAACGAGGGAGCGGAGGGGGAGGAGGAGGAUGAGGAGGGGAGGAGGGUGGGUGGAAGGGGUGUGGGGGCAGGGGACGUGGCGAUUAUUGCUGGGGAGGUGGGAGGAGGGAGAGCGGGAGGGAGUGGGGGGAAAGGGGAGGGAGGGAAGGGCAAAGGUGAGGGGGGGACGAGAGCAGAGCACUGGAGUGCUGAAGAGGCAGAGAGAGAAGCGAGGGAAUAUGAAACCAGUGCUGCCGCCGCCGCCGCCGCUGCUUCUGGCAGUAGUGGCGAAAAGGGGAAGCUUGGAAAAGGAGGAGAAGGCAAGGGGCAUCAAGCAGGGGAGAACCAGCAGAACCAGCAGCUGCAACUGCAAGUCCCGGGGUUGAUAUCACGUGCCAUGCUGCCUCGAUCCCAGUGGGUGAAUCUAGUGAUGCUAGAUGUGAUCAAGGAGAGAAACAGGCCUAUUCAGCCGCCCAAGAAGCCUGAGCAGGCGCCCUUCUUCCUCCCCUCCGUACCGACGUUCUCGGGGGCGAUUCACUUUGCUCCUCCCCAGGCCGCUGCUGCUGGUGGCUCGGCCAAACCUGCUGGACUGGCUGGUUCGGCCGAACCUACUGGUAGCACUGCUGCUGCUGCUGAUGGUGGUGCAGGUGCUUCAGGUGGUUCUUCAGGUGGUUCUUCAGGCGGUGCUUUGCCUGGAUGGGGGAGUGAAGGAGACGCGGAGAUGGAGGAAGGGGAGGCGGAGGAGGGAGAGGAGGGGAGUGAGGAGGGGGAGGAGGGAGAGGAAGGGGAGGAGGGAGGAGAGGAGGCAGAGGAGGGAGGGAAGAAGGGGGGUGUGUUGGGGAAGAGGAGGCAUGGGAGGGUGAUGCGAGGAGGUCUGGAGGAGUAUGAAAUGGAUACUGAACUGAUGAGGGCGAUUAGAAGAGGAGCACAGUGCGACCCUGCAGACUACUCCCAAGCCAUGGCCCUGCUGAAAGCCAUGUCGCCGUCAGCCGUUGAUUUGGAGCUGCGGGCGAUCGAGAUCGUCGAUGACAGCCCCUCGCCGGCAGACCUGAACCGGGUGGCUCUCUUCAUGUCCUUCCUCGAGGGGAAGCUUCGUGGAAGCUGCGACUUUGAGCUGCUGCAAGCCGUGACGCACCGAUUCCUGGCGAUCCACGGGUCAGCCAUCUCCUCCUUCCCCCAGCUGCGCGCCAAGCUGCCUGCCCUCAAAGAAGCCCAGGCGUCCAGCUGGCAGCGGCUGGACGAGCUGUUUCAGAGCAUCCGCUGCGUGGUUGACUUCAUUGCUUCCUCCUAG